Messenger RNA from Nicotiana attenuata, 1433 nucleotides. RefSeq names its product pectin acetylesterase 8-like. The coding region runs from base 146 to 1309 and encodes 387 amino acids. Gene Ontology annotation, cellular component: plant-type cell wall. Gene Ontology annotation, biological process: cell wall organization. Gene Ontology annotation, molecular function: pectin acetylesterase activity. The record is from RefSeq and is a predicted model, not a curated record. The transcript has 12 exons. Lineage: Eukaryota; Viridiplantae; Streptophyta; Magnoliopsida; Solanales; Solanaceae.
UCUUACGCUCAAAAGCAUUAACAGUUUUUUUUUUCUUCAUUACAACUUUUGAAGCUCUAAUAUAUUGUUCAACUUCUUCUGCUAUUGAGAGAGAGAAAAACAAAUAUUCACCGAGAGAAACUUCUUUUUUCUGUUUCUUCAAGUGAUGGCAGCCGUAUAUGCGGUGCUUGUUUCUUUACUGUACAUUUGGAGGACAACUACUGAAGCGAGCCUCAUUGUUAAUACAACGUUCCUAGAGAGUGCAAUUGCAAAAGGAGCAGUAUGCUUAGAUGGAAGUGCUCCCGCAUUCAACUUUCAUCCAGGAACUGGCUCGGGGGUUUAUAACUGGCUUAUUCAACUUCAAGGCGGAGGGUGGUGUGACUCUACUUCUGACUGCCAAGAUCGUGCUACUAAUGAGUAUGGAACUUCGAAAAAUAUAUCUAAGAUUAGUUAUUUUAUGGGAGUUCUAAGCAACGAUUCUCAACUAAACCCAGAUUUCUACAACUGGAAUCGGAUCAAGGUGAGAUAUUGUGAUGGGUCAUCAUAUAUCGGAGAUAUUGAAGAAGUUGACCCCGCUACUAAUCUCCACUUCAGAGGUGCAAGAAUAUUCAAAGCAAUCAUGGAGGAAUUAUUAUAUCAUAAAGGGAUGAUAUAUGCUGAAAAUGCCAUCCUUAGUGGAACUUCAGCAGGAGGGUUGGGUGCAAUCCUACAUUGUGAUAAAUUCAGACUUUUUUUCUUCUUGACUGCUAGAGUGAAAUGCAUCUCUGAUGCUGGUUUCUUUAUUAAUGCAAAAAUUAUAACUGGUGAGCCCCACAUUAAAGAGUAUUUCAAGAGAGUUGUUGCUUUGCAUGGAUCUGCGAAGAACCUACCACUCUCUUGCACAUUCUUGAGCUUAGACCCAAGUUUGUGCUUCUUCCCUCAGUAUGCAGCACAACAUAUUUGCACACCGCUUUUCAUCAUCAAUUCGGCCUAUGAUUCUUUUCAGAUAAACAACAGUUUGGUUCCUGAAAGUGUUGACCCUCAACAUGUUUGGGAUACAUGCAAGAAAGAUAUAAAUAAAUGCUCACCAAGUCAAAUCCAAACUCUCCAAGAAUUUAGGUCAACAAUUUUAGAGGCAUUGAACGAAUUAGGACCAAGUAUAUCAAGAGGUUAUUUCAUUUCUUCUUGCCAUUUCCACAACGGCAUUGAAAUACAAAGCUAUUGGUCCGACAAAAACUCUCCAACAAUAGCUAACAAGACAAUUGCUGAAGCUGUCGGAGACUGGUUUUUUGGUAGGAGUGGAUUCCAAGGGGUUUACUGCCCCUAUCCUUGUGGCAAAUAUUGCCAAUAGGGGUUGCUCUUGUUGUACUACUAGCUAUUUCAGAUGGUUUUUCUAUUUUUAUGUGAGGAUUAUAUAUAGAUACAACUAGCCCAUGUUGGUUAUGAUUGUUAUUCCAAAUUUAUAUAUUAUUCCA